Molecule: messenger RNA, 439 nt
Organism: Ostrinia furnacalis (Asian corn borer)
Lineage: Eukaryota; Metazoa; Arthropoda; Insecta; Lepidoptera; Crambidae
Product: ADP-ribose glycohydrolase MACROD1-like
Exons: 1
Coding region: 14-424 (136 amino acids)
Source: RefSeq, a predicted model, not a curated record
ACAGGUUUAGGACAUGAUUUUGCCGGCGAAUCGUGCAAUUUUUUUCUCCAUUUUUCAUGUUUAUCGUGCGCAGUUAGUACGUCCGUUUUGUGUGGAAAAGAUGACUACGCAAAGUAAAUGGAAGGUUGAGAAAAACAAGAUUGCUAAUUUGCCUUUGGAGGAGAAGAGGAAGUUAUAUAAACCGGGCGACUACAUAAUCCUUGACAAAGUCGAUCCGUGGUGCAAGUUUGUGAUCAAAAAUCGCGAUAUUGAGAUGUUGAAGCACACCUUGGAUGACCUUACGGAGUUCCAGAAGAUUAAACUUGACCCUUCUAAAGAUAAAGAGCUCUCUGAGAAGGUGUCAAUUUUCCAAGGAGAUAUCACAAAGUUGGAGGUAUACAAAAUACAAUCUCACGUUAAUUGUUUAUUUCAAUGUUAUUGCUAAAGGAUUUCCAAACUU